Molecule: messenger RNA, 759 nt
Organism: Lepidothrix coronata (blue-crowned manakin)
Lineage: Eukaryota; Metazoa; Chordata; Aves; Passeriformes; Pipridae
Product: translation initiation factor IF-2-like
Exons: 1
Coding region: 1-759 (252 amino acids)
Source: RefSeq, a predicted model, not a curated record
AUGCCGGUGCCAGGCCGGGCUGGCUGUCCUAGGGGGCCGCCGCCACCCGGGGCUCCGGCAGCAAAGCCCCCGGCCCUGCCUCAGGCAGGGAAGCGCCGCCGCCACGGGUAUCCCAGGCAUGGCCCCACCCGGAGGUGGGGGAGGACCCGUCACUCCGGCCCGGCGCCGCACGGGGGGAGUUUCUCCUCAGCAGGUGGGGCCGCUCCGCCGCCCGCCCCUCCUCACCGCCGACACCCCGCAGCUUCCCGGCCCAGAGGCUGCUGCUCGCCGGGAGCCGCCGGCAGCGGUAGCAACAGGUCCGUGCCCGCUCCUCCCUCCCCUCCGCCUGCCAGGCGAACAAAGGGGCUGAGCGCGGCCCCGCGCUCGCCCGGCCCCUCCGCCAGCUCGGCCCCUGCGCUUCAGCCAUUUGCCUCGCCUGGCAUCGCCCCGCCGCUCCCUCCCCGCCUCCCCGGCCUCCCCGCCGGCUCCCGCGCCGUGGGCGAGGCGGCGGGGCCGCUGCACUGCAGGAGCUGCCCCGAGCGGAGCGGGGCUCGGCGGCCGCGGGAGGAAGGUAAGCGGAGAGGCAGCGCGGCCGCGGGACGGGAGCGGGGUCGGGGUCGGGCACGUCCCGAAGCCGGGGCUGUGCCAGAGCCCCCUCCCCGGCCGCCGCCGCGGAGCCUCCGGGGAGCCCGUGGGGAGGAUCGGUGCCAGUAUCUGCCGAUGUCUGCGGUACAGACUGGGACGCGGAACCAUGGUAGCCGUGUGUGUGUGUCUGUGUGA